UACCAGAGGGGGGCGUGCUCACCUCGCUCUAUACAUGUCCAAAGGCAGGAUCAGGCUGUCUGUUGGCAAAGAGAAGGAGAUCUUCAACCGUGAGAAGUACAAUGACGGAAAGUGGCACUCAUCUGGAGAAAAAGAAGUUCCGGCUGGUUGUGGAUGGUAUCAGAGCUCUGGAUGGUCAGCUGACUAGUGCUGAGUUGACAUCUAUGCAGCAGUUUAUGUCUCCUGUUUACCUGGGCAGUGUACCUGAGUCACUCCACCAACAGCUAAAGAUGAAGGCUCUGCCCAAGCAUAGUGUGUCUGGCUGUAUCCGAAAUUUCAAAAUGAACGGAGCAUCAAUGACCGAGCCCUCAGCCAAUCAUGGCGCUGGGCCCUGCUUUGAUGGACAAACCCAGAAGGGGGCCUAUUUCUCAGGGAGCGGAGCUCAUGUCAUUGUCAAUGAUACAUUUGUCUUGGGCUCCAGUUUUGAGCUGUUGUUUAAUAUUCGGCCGAGGAGUCCCACUGGGUUACUGCUCUAUGUGGGCGAUUCCAGCCUGACACGAUAUGGUUCAGAUAUGGGCCAUUACCUCACUGUCUAUAUGCGCAGAGGAGAGGUUGUGGCGCAAGUAAAUAAUGGCAAGGGGGAGUUUAUGGUGUCUGUUAAGCCAAAGACUACACUGUGUGAUGGAACGUUUCAUAAAAUAUCAGUGAUCAAACGGAAAAACGUUGUCCAGCUUCAUGUGGAUACAGUGGAUAAUUACAAGAUCGGACCUCCAUUAUCCAUCACACCUUUGACCAAAAACCCUCUCUAUGUGGGCGGCAUUCCUGAGCUGACUCGAAAGCAUGUCCUCCCAGUCACCUCCUCCUUCGUGGGAUGCAUCGAUGACAUGACGAUCAACAGUGAGCCAGUUCUGUUUAAUAGACUGUCUGCUGUGGUCGGUCCAGUCAACCUCAAAGAGUGCCCCGCAGGAUGAGACAACAGCUCUCCACUUUUUCCAACACCAAACUUUGGGACCACGCCCAUCACCAAGUGCAAUCUGUUACCAAGAAAGAGAAUGUCUUUGUUUGCGAGGCUGUACAUAGUUCAGUAUGAGGACACUGUGUGUGUGGACCAUGUGUGAAUGUGGGAGAGGAUGUUCAAGUUGUUUGCUGCUCUUAAGCUUUGUUUUUCUAUUUAUUUUGUAAUGAAAUUCUAUAUGAGCACCAUGUCAUGUAGCAUUACAGGGCAGUGUGACGUACUGGUUCAUUCUCUCUUUUGACAAUCAGUGCUAAAAUGGUUUGUAAUUUGUCAGGGCAAAACAGCACUUUAAGAAACAAACCCUUCAGAUGGUGCUUUAUAGAGUUCUACAUUCAUGAUUUAUAUUUCUGUUUUUGAGUUUGGAGUAAAGAUUAUUACUCCAGUUUACACCAGCAGUGUGUGUUUUAGCAACAUUUGAAGGUUGCCAAGCCACUGGAUCUUCAUGCUACUUGACAACAUUGCAUGUUUUAUAAGUUAUAAGCAGUUCUUUGGUGAUUUAUUCAUAUCUGCAUUCCUUAUGUUUUGGCAUUAAGUGCAUGUACAGUAUUUUUACAGAAAAUAACCACAAAUGUACGUAAAUCUGAGAUCAUAUCCAAAGUUUCCACAGUUUGGUCUCAGACCAGAGACAUUUGGGACCACUGAUCCAACACAUACAAUAUUUUCUCCAAUAAAUGUUUACUUAGACAUGUUAGCAACUUGUGAUUGCAUAAUUGGCAAUUGAUUUUUGUUGUAUGUUCAUUCCUGUGUUUCAAACACAUUUAUGUAAAUAUUCUAUCCAGAUAUGGGUAAUUAAAA
Molecule: messenger RNA, 1789 nt
Organism: Boleophthalmus pectinirostris (great blue-spotted mudskipper)
Lineage: Eukaryota; Metazoa; Chordata; Actinopteri; Gobiiformes; Gobiidae
Product: laminin subunit alpha-4-like
Exons: 7
Coding region: 102-950 (282 amino acids)
Source: RefSeq, a predicted model, not a curated record